Closterium sp. Yama58-4 is the source of this 2928-nucleotide messenger RNA. Lineage: Eukaryota; Viridiplantae; Streptophyta; Zygnematophyceae; Desmidiales; Closteriaceae. The record is from the annotation of a GenBank genome assembly.
AUGCGGCCGUCGCCGGCAACGCCUGCAGGCGACCCGCCACCAUCGCGGCGGAGGGCGGCAGCGGCGGCCGCCGCCAAUCCACCAUCUGGCGGCGACCCCUCUCCGCAAACCCCCGGUUCCGGGGGAAGAUCCCGCGGCGCGCGGCAGCAGUCGCGGCUGCACGCGCGGCAGCGGCAUGAGGGCUCACCGUCCGCGCUAGAAGCCUCUCCGCGUGGAGCAACCGGCGCAGUAGUAGAUUUAACGGGCUCGGGGGGGACUACAGCUGCUGCUCCUGGCAGCGCAGGAGCGGCGGCGUCCGCCUCCCCGGCCUCCGCGGGGGGCAGCGCGCGGAGGAAGCGGGGGAGACGGGAGCUGGACGCGCUGCUUGGCGCUGGGGGAAAGGGUGGCGCAGGCAGUCCCCGCCAAGGGGGGAGCCCGGAUCUGGAAGGAUGGGAGGGUCGGCGGAGCAUGCGGCGCUUGAGUGGGGGAGGGGGAAGGGGAGGGGGAAGGACGGCGGAGAGGGGCGGAGGGGAGUUCGCCACAGAGGAUGAUGUGGCGGCAGGGGGGAAGCAGCGGAAGGGGGCGGGGAAGGACGAUCGGAAGGAGCAUGAGGAUGCGGGGGGAGAGGUGGAGAGUGAGGAGGAGGAAAGGGAGGGUGAAAAGGAGUCGUGGGCAGAGAGGGGGACAGGAAGAGGUGCUAUUGGCAGGGGAACAAGGGGGAGGGGUAGGGGUGGGAGAGGGGGUGUUGCGGGCCCGAGUGGAGGAACGGGGCGGGGGGUGGGAGGGAUGAGAGGGAGGGGGCGAGGCAGCGUGAGAGGGAGAGGACGAUGGGGACGAAGAUGGGCAGCGGGGCGUGGAAGAGGAGAGGGGAGGGGAGUGAAAGAGGUGGAUGAAGAGGAAGAGAAGGACGAGGAGGAAGAGGAAGAGGAGGAAGAGGAGGAGGAGGAAGAAGAUAAGGAGGAGGAAGAAGAGGAAGAAGAGGAAGAAGAGGAGGAAGAAGAAGAGAAAGAAGAGGAGGAGGAAGAGGAGGAGGAGGUGGGCGGGGUGGAGGGGGGAGAAGGGGGUGUGGAUCUGGCGGUAGGGAGUGAAGGAGGAGAAGACGAGGGGAGUGACGAGCGUGUGAGAAAGGAGAGGAUGACGAGGAGAAGAGGGAAGGUUAAGGGGACGGGCGUGUUGGAAACUGGUGGGGUGAAGGAGGUGUUAGUAGGGGAGGAAAAAGAGGGGAGGGAGGGGGAGAAAGAGGACAGAGAAGGGGAAAAGGCGGAACGAGCAGAGGAAGAUAAGAGCAAGAAAGGAAAGCAGGAGGGCCGGGGAAAGGGAGGGCGUGUGGAGGAAGGUGGCGGGAGGGAAGCGAGGAGUAGUGAGGGUCUGAGUGCCCAGGAUUUGUUGUUGAGGAAGAAAGGAAACGGCGCCAGAAUUAGUGUGUGUGUGACAGUUGAGGGGCAGAGGGAGAGAGAGGAGCAGAAAGAGAGAGAGGUGCAUAAAGAGAAAGAGGUGCAAAAAGAGAGAGAGGAGCAGAAAGGGCGGCAGAAAGAGAGAGAAGGGGAGAAAGAGAGAGAAGGAAAGAUAGAAAGAGAGGAACAAGGGGGAACGGAGGAGCAGCGAGGGAGGGAGGUGAAGGGAGUGAGGGGACAGGGGAAGGCAGGAGGGAGCAGGCAAAGGGUGGGCGCCCAUGCGAGAUUGGAUAGAGCUGAACGUGGGGGGCAGCCUGGGCAGGGUAAGAAGAGAGAAAGUGCAGUUCUUGAGUCGACCAAAAAAUCGCGUGCGAGCUUGAACGCGGUGGAAGGAGAGGGGCUGGGUAAGAAGGGAGAGAGUGUGGAGCGUGGUUCGAUGAGUGAAGGAGAUGUGUGCGAGGUGGUUGCUGGGAGAGAGGAUGGUGGGACCGGUGGCGAUGGUGAGAGAGGGAGUAAGGGCAGAGGUGAGAGUGAGAGUGAGGGUGAGGGUGAGAGUGAGGGCGAGGGUGGGAGUGGGAAGACAGGAAUGGAUACCGACGGGGUUGUUGAGAUACAAGGAAGUGCAGAAAGGGCGAGACAGGCAGGAGGAAGGUUGAGAGGUGAGGAAGAGGUGAAGGAGGGUGGGGUGAGUGUGGAGGGUGGGGUGAGUGUGGAGGGUGGGGUGAGUGUGGAGGGUGGGGUGAGUGUGGAGGGUGGGGUGAGUGUGGAGGGUGGGGUGAGUGUGGAGGGUGGGGUGAGUGUGGAGGGUGGGGUGAGUGUGGAGGGUGGGGUGAGUGUGGAGGGUGGGGUGAGUGUGGAGGGUGGUGUGGAUGACUUGAGGGGGGGUAGGUUGAGAAUGCGGAGAUGGAGUGAGGUGGUGGGGGAGGGUGGUUGGGGUGGUGGCAGGAGGGAUGUGCGCGGGGAGAGAGGGCGGGAGAGGAGAGGGCGCGGAAGGGAGGGGAGGGAGCGAGGGGCGAGAGGGAAGAGUGCAGGGCUGUGGGGCGCAAGGGUGGUGCGUCCGCAACGGCGAGUGGGUAAAGAGAAGGAGAGAGAGAAGGACAGGGAGGGGGGAGGAGAGGGGGAGGAGGGAGGAAGUGAAGGGCAGGAUGAGGAGGACGUGUGGUUGAUUCCUAGCGGGGAGGAAGAGGGAGGGGGUGUUGAUGCAGAUGAGGAGGAGGAGAAAGAGAAGGAGGAGGAGGUGGAGGAGGAGGAGGUGGUUGAGAGGGCAGGGAAGGAGCAGAGGGGCAGAGGAAGACGUGGUGGGGAUGAGGCAGCAGAGGAGGAGGAAGAUGUGGAGGAGGUGACUCCGGUGAGGAGUGGUGGGAAGGAGUGGAGAGAGCAUGAAGGAAAGGGGCUGGGUGAGGAUGUGAAUGAUGAAGAGACGGAGGAGGCAGAGGAAGAAUUGGAGGUGGGGCAGAAGGAGAAGGAGAAGGAGAAGGGGGAAAAGGAGGAGGAGGAGGUAGAGGAGGAAGAGGAAGGGCGAGCAUGCGUGAGGAUGAUGGGAGGGAGAGUGUAA